This is a messenger RNA of Pan troglodytes (chimpanzee), 4888 nucleotides long. RefSeq names its product tripartite motif containing 37 (gene TRIM37). Lineage: Eukaryota; Metazoa; Chordata; Mammalia; Primates; Hominidae. Gene Ontology annotation, cellular component: peroxisomal membrane; aggresome; ESC/E(Z) complex. The transcript has 24 exons. Gene Ontology annotation, biological process: protein monoubiquitination; protein autoubiquitination; aggresome assembly. The coding region runs from base 778 to 3519 and encodes 913 amino acids. Gene Ontology annotation, molecular function: ubiquitin protein ligase activity; tumor necrosis factor receptor binding; zinc ion binding. The record is from RefSeq and is a predicted model, not a curated record.
UCACACGAUGCUGGGUGAAAACGCGGAUGGCCUGGGCCCCACCCUAGAAUCUCAGAGUCCGAAUACCUAACUACGGAUGUGGCUCUGAAGACUGCGCUUUCCACCAGUACGCCAGGUGGCUCCGUCUUUGGCGCGCAAGUUUGAGAGCCGUGGGGCCCCGCCCUCCGCCAAGGUGGGCGUGGGUGGCGUAGCAGAGCCCCAAGCUCAGGCCGCCUGCGCAGGCUAGGACUGGAGGCACGCAACCCUGAGGCUGCGAGUCGCCAAGUCUCGUGUGCGCCCCGCAACGCGGGAACUAGGCGAACGCUCCACGCUCCUCCCCUCCUUUCCCCUCCCGCAGCGUCCUGCGCGCAUGCGCUUCGCAGCUUCUCUCGCCGCCGCGCCCCUAGCUGCUCUGGUUACAGUUGGUGUUUGCGAAUUCUCUGCAGCGCCUUCUUCGCGGAACUCCACCGUCAGUUCCAUAAGCGCGCGCCCGCGUCACGUGGGCCGAGGUUCCGUCGCGGCUGCUGGCCGGCGGCUGAGCCGGGAGAAAGGAGCUGCGGCCACCGUUCGCCCUACCUCUGCGCCUCGGGGCGGGCGCGCCGGUAAAAAUGGCGAAAUGGGGGUAGGCGGCGCUGGACCUGAAGAGAUGGGGCGCGCAGGUGGGGCGGUUGUCAGAGCCCCCUGACGUGGGCGCCGGGCUUUUAUCGGCGAUUUGAUCUGGCGACCUCGGGCCGGCGCCUAAGAGGUCAGACUGCGGAGCCUGCGGGUCGCCAACGGCCCCGCCGAGAGCCGGAGGCAAUGGAUGAACAGAGCGUGGAGAGCAUUGCUGAGGUUUUCCGAUGUUUCAUUUGUAUGGAGAAAUUGCGGGAUGCACGCCUGUGUCCUCAUUGCUCCAAGCUGUGUUGUUUCAGCUGUAUUAGGCGCUGGCUGACAGAGCAGAGAGCUCAAUGUCCUCAUUGCCGUGCUCCACUCCAGCUACGAGAACUAGUAAAUUGUCGUUGGGCAGAAGAAGUAACACAACAGCUUGAUACUCUUCAACUCUGCAGUCUCACCAAACAUGAAGAAAAUGAAAAGGACAAAUGUGAAAAUCACCAUGAAAAACUUAGUGUAUUUUGCUGGACUUGUAAGAAGUGUAUCUGCCAUCAGUGUGCACUUUGGGGAGGAAUGCAUGGCGGACAUACCUUUAAACCUUUGGCAGAAAUUUAUGAGCAACAUGUCACUAAAGUGAAUGAAGAGGUAGCCAAACUUCGUCGGCGUCUCAUGGAACUGAUCAGCUUAGUUCAAGAAGUGGAAAGGAACGUAGAAGCUGUAAGAAAUGCAAAAGAUGAGCGUGUUCGGGAAAUUAGGAAUGCAGUGGAGAUGAUGAUUGCACGGUUAGACACACAGCUGAAGAAUAAGCUUAUAACACUGAUGGGUCAGAAGACAUCUCUAACCCAAGAAACAGAGCUGUUGGAAUCCUUACUUCAGGAGGUGGAGCACCAGUUGCGGUCUUGUAGUAAGAGUGAGUUGAUAUCUAAGAGCUCAGAGAUCCUUAUGAUGUUUCAGCAAGUUCAUCGGAAGCCCAUGGCAUCUUUUGUUACCACUCCUGUUCCACCAGACUUUACCAGUGAAUUAGUGCCAUCUUACGAUUCAGCUACUUUUGUUUUAGAGAAUUUCAGCACUUUGCGUCAGAGAGCAGAUCCUGUUUACAGUCCACCUCUUCAAGUUUCAGGACUUUGCUGGAGGUUAAAAGUUUACCCAGAUGGAAAUGGAGUUGUGCGAGGUUACUACUUAUCUGUGUUUCUGGAGCUCUCAGCUGGCUUGCCUGAAACUUCUAAAUAUGAAUAUCGUGUAGAGAUGGUUCACCAGUCCUGUAAUGAUCCUACAAAAAAUAUCAUUCGAGAAUUUGCAUCUGACUUUGAAGUUGGAGAAUGCUGGGGCUAUAACAGAUUUUUCCGUUUGGACUUACUCGCAAAUGAAGGAUACUUGAAUCCACAAAAUGAUACAGUGAUUUUAAGGUUUCAGGUACGUUCACCAACUUUCUUUCAAAAAUCCCGGGACCAGCAUUGGUACAUUACUCAGUUGGAAGCUGCACAGACUAGUUAUAUCCAACAAAUAAACAACCUUAAAGAGAGACUUACUAUUGAGCUGUCUCGAACUCAGAAGUCAAGAGAUUUGUCACCACCAGAUAACCAUCUUAGCCCCCAAAAUGAUGAUGCUCUGGAGACACGAGCUAAGAAGUCUGCAUGCUCUGACAUGCUUCUCGAAGGUGGUCCUACUACAGCUUCUGUAAGAGAGGCCAAAGAGGAUGAAGAAGAUGAGGAGAAGAUUCAGAAUGAAGAUUAUCAUCACGAGCUUUCAGAUGGAGAUCUGGAUCUGGAUCUUGUUUAUGAGGAUGAAGUAAAUCAGCUCGAUGGCAGCAGUUCUUCUGCUAGUUCCACAGCAACAAGUAAUACAGAAGAAAAUGAUAUUGAUGAAGAAACUAUGUCUGGAGAAAAUGAUGUGGAAUAUAACAACAUGGAAUUAGAAGAGGGAGAACUCAUGGAAGAUGCAGCUGCUGCAGGACCCGCAGGUAGUAACCAUGGUUAUGUGGGUUCCAGUAGUAGAAUAUCAAGAAGAACACAUUUAUGCUCCGCUGCUACCAGUAGUUUACUAGACAUUGAUCCAUUAAUUUUAAUACAUUUGUUGGACCUUAAGGACCGGAGCAGUAUAGAAAAUUUGUGGGGCUUACAGCCUCGCCCACCUGCUUCACUUCUGCAGCCCACAGCAUCAUAUUCUCGAAAAGAUAAAGACCAAAGGAAGCAACAGGCAAUGUGGCGAGUGCCCUCUGAUUUAAAGAUGCUAAAAAGACUCAAAACUCAAAUGGCCGAAGUUCGAUGUAUGAAAACUGAUGUAAAGAAUACACUUUCAGAAAUAAAAAGCAGCAGUGCUGCUUCUGGAGACAUGCAGACAAGCCUUUUUUCUGCUGACCAGGCAGCUCUGGCUGUAUGUGGAACUGAAAACUCUGGCAGAUUGCAGGAUUUGGGAAUGGAACUCCUGGCAAAGUCAUCAGUUGCCAAUUGUUACAUACGAAACUCCACAAAUAAGAAGAGUAAUUCGCCCAAGCCAGGUCGAUCCAGUGUAGCAGGUAGUCUAUCACUUCGAAGAGCAGUGGACCCUGGAGAAAAUAGUCGUUCAAAGGGAGACUGUCAGACUCUGUCUGAAGGCUCCCCAGGAAGCUCUCAGUCUGGGAGCAGGCACAGUUCUCCCCGAGCCUUGAUACAUGGCAGUAUCGGUGAUAUUCUGCCAAAAACUGAAGACCGGCAGUGUAAAGCUUUGGAUUCAGAUGCUGUUGUGGUUGCAGUUUUCAGUGGCUUGCCUGCUGUUGAGAAAAGGAGGAAAAUGGUCACCUUGGGGGCUAAUGCUAAAGGAGGUCAUCUGGAAGGACUGCAGAUGACUGAUUUGGAAAAUAAUUCUGAAACUGGAGAGUUACAGCCUGUACUACCUGAAGGAGCUUCAGCUGCCCCUGAAGAAGUGGUUUCUUUUCAGAAACAUGUUCUCCUUCCUUCCUGCCAGGAAUGAGUAGCGACAGUGACAUUGAAUGUGACACUGAGAAUGAGGAGCAGGAAGAGCAUACCAGUGUGGGCGGGUUUCACGACUCCUUCAUGGUCAUGACACAGCCCCCGGAUGAAGAUACACAUUCCAGUUUUCCUGAUGGUGAACAAAUAGGCCCUGAAGAUCUCAGCUUCAAUACAGAUGAAAAUAGUGGAAGGUAAUUGCCAAAUCAAGAGAACUGACUUGCAAGCUACCUUGACCCUGAAUUUUGCUGUAGUUGGUGCUCAAAUUUGUCAUCAGUCAGAUAAUCAGAUUUGGUCUUAUUUUUUCAUUAUCUCGACCUGAAAUAGUAAUUUGGAAACUGUUGGAAGGUGGCACAGUUUAGUCUAAGACAGCAGUAGUACAUGGGAAAAACAGUAUGGGAAGAGUUCUUUGUAAUGUAAGGAAAUAACAAUGUCGUUCUCUAUUAAUUUAGCAAAUUUGUACAUUCACAAAAGGCAGUUUGUCUACUACAGCAGAAGGCUGGUUAACUGCCAGAAAAUGUACCUCCAGGCCCUGCAUGCCGUCAGUAACCCGCCCGGCAUUGGUGCUCUACUGUCUUUGGCUAGAGCUUAGUUGUGUUUAAAUAAUCAUCUUUAUAUUUGGGGUUUUAAUUACAGUUCCAUUAGUGCCUGUAGAUUAGUGAACAGAAAACUGCUUUUGAAGAGAUUCUGCCCUGUAGACACUAUGUGAAUAACUGAAGUAACACUAGACUGAAUCUCCUUUUUGGAGUAUGUAUCUUCUCUCACUUGUUCAAGUACAGGCACACUGUUUAACCGCAUGGUAUCUUUCUGUUGUGUGACUUCUACAAAUGUAAUUUUAAAUGAAAUUAAGUUAACAUGGAUUCAUUACGUUCCUGGUCCUGUAGACACAUGUAAGAUUAUUUAAAAUUCUUUCAUUUUUUUCUGCCUCUUACUAUACGACUGUAGUGCAACAAAUAUUUUAAAGCCCCCUUUUCUUCUUUAUUUUCAUUAGUUGUACAUUGAUUUCAGUGUCAACACAUUUAAAGAUUCAUUCAUGUUGCACAGUGGCUUACAUGAACGUGAAACUGUGAUAUAAGGUUUUCUUUCAUACUCAUAAUUAGCCCAAAACAGUUGCCAAACUUUGCCAUUGUGCUCCUGCAUUUGUGUUUGAGCUGCUAUAUAUUUGUGGAAAUUACACUGAAAGUUGACUAAGAGACUAUUGAAAAAGCAUGAAUAAUUAAAUAUACAUGUGAGAGACAUCUCAUCUGCUGUAUUUUACUUAGUGAAUAUUGUUCACUCUUCCGUGUCUGAUGUCUUGCUGAAUGCUGUGACUCAUAGUUUACUUUUGUUCAAAAUAGUUUGCACUUUUUGUUAAUAAAAUCAACUUGAGAAAA